Amorphotheca resinae ATCC 22711 is the source of this 1711-nucleotide messenger RNA. RefSeq lists its product as hypothetical. Bases 141 to 1466 code for a protein of 441 amino acids. The record is from RefSeq and is a predicted model, not a curated record. Gene Ontology annotation, cellular component: plasma membrane. Gene Ontology annotation, molecular function: zinc ion transmembrane transporter activity. The transcript has 3 exons. Gene Ontology annotation, biological process: zinc ion transmembrane transport. Lineage: Eukaryota; Fungi; Ascomycota; Leotiomycetes; Helotiales; Amorphothecaceae.
GCCAUGGAUGGUGAAGCACAGGUCGUUGUCUUCCUCUCAAAUUCACAAUCCUCCAAUUGAAUCCGUUUUUGGGAACUCAUGCUCUUGAGGCAUUGCACCAUGAUACCGCGGAUCUCUCGAAAUAUAACCUGGACGACAACAUGAUUAACAGCCAUGCCUCGAGCGCAGCUCCCUCGUGGUCCAGCGUAUCGACGGAAUUCCUGCGAGCGGAACUGGCACGGAGGGAUAAAGGCGCGACCAGACCCCAGUGCGGAUCGGGGAAUAAGGGAAGCUACAAUACUGCAGCGCACGUCUUUGCACUUGUGCUCAUCUUGGUUCUGAGCAUAGUUGCUUGUGGAUUUCCUCUGAUAUCCCGGCGAGCCUCUCAGAAUACUAAAGCUGGCAAAUUCAUCUUCCUCUCGCAACAUUUCGGCACAGGCGUUCUGAUUGCAACAGCUUUCGUCCAUCUCCUCCCGACAGCAUUCAUAUCACUAACAGACCCAUGUCUGCCAUAUUUCUUCAGCGAGGGCUUUCACCCUCUAGCGGGACUGGUUGCAAUGUUCGCCGCGUUGGUUGUGGUUGGUCUUGAGAUGUUUCUGACGACGAGGGGCGCGGGGCAUUCUCAUUCACAUUCGUGGGACGCAAUUCCAGAAGGAGAGCAGGAAGACACUUAUCAAAAUGGCUCUGCAGAACCACAGCGGAACAAAGGCAGGGGGAAGUUAGGAAAGCUGGGACUGCAGCACCGCUCACAGAACGUUGCAUUGGAAGACAUAGAUGCUUCGGAAGGGCUGGUUGCAGGAGUUUCACCACUACCAGUUUCUACCCCCGAAGCCGACGGGGAAGCUUCGAAAUACCGCGACGAAAAUGACGAUGACGAUGACUUCGACCUCGAUCUCGAUGAACUCGACCCAACCGGUGAGGCUUCUACGAGCUCAAAUACCGAUAUCGAAAACUCCAUACCCCGCAACAGAUCCGUGCUCUCCCCUGAGGAGGAACGUAGGAAACAAAUGCUUCAAUGUCUCCUCCUCGAAGCCGGCAUCUUAUUCCACUCAGUAUUCAUUGGCAUGGCUGUCUCAGUAGCCACCGGGCCCCCGUUUGUCGUGUUCCUGGUUGCCAUCUCCUUCCACCAAUCCUUCGAAGGCCUCGCUCUCGGUUCCCGCAUCGCAGCUAUAAACUUUCCCCCGCACUCCCCGCGCCCCUGGCUUAUGGUCCUCGCAUAUGGGACUACGACACCUAUCGGCCAAGCAAUUGGACUAAUCGUGCAUAAGCUGUACGAUCCGCAGUCGGCGGCGGGGCUGCUGAUGGUCGGAUUCAUGAACGGGAUUUCAAGCGGAUUGCUGCUCUUUGCAGGCCUGGUCCAAUUGCUAGCAGAGGAUUUCCUGAGCGAUAAAAGUUAUGGGAUUCUGAAGGGAAGGAGGAGAUGGGAAGCUUUCGCUGCAGUUAUUGGCGGGGCCUCUUUGAUGUCGUUGGUGGGCGCUUGGGCUUGAUUUCUAUUUCUCUUUUUUUCAUUUUUCUUUUGGAUCCGGGUGUUUUCUUGGUAUGAUAUCUGUAUAUGGAGCAUAUCGGGAGGCGCAAAUGGGUUCUUGUCAUCUUAAUUGGAUAGACGGAUGCGUGGAAUGUACGGAAUACUCUCUCUUAUCUAUGACGGGCUUGACAUAUAUAAUUGAGAAAUGGGAUCUGAAGGGUUGAUUACCCAGGUUGAAUCAAAGCUUAAGAUGCUCUUCAUAAUUAC